Molecule: messenger RNA, 3628 nt
Organism: Vidua macroura (Pin-tailed whydah)
Lineage: Eukaryota; Metazoa; Chordata; Aves; Passeriformes; Viduidae
Gene: TPGS2
Product: tubulin polyglutamylase complex subunit 2
Exons: 7
Coding region: 223-975 (250 amino acids)
Biological process (GO): protein polyglutamylation
Source: RefSeq, a predicted model, not a curated record
GAGACUUCCCCAGGAGUUGCUGAAGUGACUUUUGUGGAAAAGGAGCCAGCUGAACGCCACACAAUCGUCUCUUGGGAGCAACUAAGCCUCCCAUCCCUGAUCUCCAUGAGCACAGGAUCUACCUACCUUGAGCUUGCCUUGUGGCUGUGAUGUGGGAGAGAUGGGGAAGUGGAUCCAGCAGAGCCAGUGCAUGUGGAAAGCUAUGUUUCUUCAAGCUGCGUGAUGGGGAACAGGCUGGAGGACUUCUGGGAGAAAAACUCCUGUAUAUUACCUGAGGAUUUAAAGAACUUCUAUCUGAUGACUGAUGGCUUCCAGAUGACCUGGAGUGUGAAGACUGAUGAUACCCCGAUGCCCCUGGGCUCCAUGGUGAUUAACAGUGUCUCGAAACUGUGUCGGCUUGGGGGUUCCUCUAUGUACACUCUACCUAGUGCUCCAACUCUCGCUGACCUGGAAGAUGACACAGAUGAGGAAGGUAAUGGAGACAAACCAGAGAAGCCACACUUUGAUUCUCGUAGUCUUAUCUUUGAAUUAGACCCAUGCAAUGGGAAUGGGAAAGUCUGUCUUGUUUAUAAGCAUGCUGAACCAGUGGUCUCCCCAGACACAGAGAUCUGGUUCCUGGACAGAGCUCUGUAUUGGCAUUUCCUCACCAAAACCUUCACAGCCUACUACCGCCUGCUCAUCACCCACCUGGGUCUCCCACAAUGGCAGUAUGCCUUCACCAGCUAUGGGGUCAGCCCCCAGGCCAAGCAAUGGUUUAACAUGUAUAAACCCAUAACCAUCAAUACAGCUCUCCUGUCUGAAGAAGCUGAUUCCUUUGUGAACAAGCUGGACCCCAAUAAGGUAUUUAAAAGCAAGAACAAAACUCCAGUGCUCAAGAAGAAACAACCUUCCCAGCCACCAGGCUCCCAAAAGAGUCACACAAGCAUGACCUCUGCCAAGACAUCCUCACUAGCUGGGAAUUCUUCAAGGAAGUGAGCCCACUAGACAACAUUUGCAAUAAGCUUUGAUGUUUUUUGCUGCAGAGUCUCUGUGGUUCAGAGCAAGUUCCUUGUGCAUGAAGAGAUGUGCCCAUGGAAAACACAUUGCAGCACUUGCAUGAAAUAUAGCCACAAUGUGGAUGUAGUUCCUGGAGGCUCUUUAAAAAAAUUGAUACAUCAAUUUUAUUCCCUUCUGCUACUUGCAGCAUGUACUUUUCAGAGGGCAUGAAGAAACCUUUGAUGUCACUGCUCCAUAGGGAAGCUUUUGUUCCUGUACAACUGCAGCAGUGAAAUGAAAGUAGAUGUAAUUCACUGUAACUUUAACAGACCAAUGCUGAAGUAGAGGGUGUGAAGAUGUUUCUGCCAUGUCCUUUGAAAGAAAACUGUCCUGAUCUUGCAUGCUGUGGGAGCAGGCUGGAACCCACUGAACACAGAAGUAUUUUUCACUCCAGAUAGAAUCAAACUCUGCACUUCCCUGUGCUUCAUCCAACUUCUGCUCUGACAUUCAUGGUACAAUGGAACUUGUGACUUCCAUGUCUCUGCAUUAGCCUAGCCACUAGCUCUGCAGCCCAGACCACUUUUUGGCCUUUGUGCUGUAUCUUUUCAGAUGGUGAUAUGAUUUGCAAUAAUCCUGAAGUCAGAAGCUGCAAGAUCCUUUGUUACCUCCCUUUGUGGGAACUGCUGAGCAGAGAGUCAAUGGUGUUGAGUCACAUCAGCCAGGAGGACUCCUUGGUUUGUCAUACAUUCAUUUGCAAACCUGACCAUUGAAAUAGACACUUUUCAGUUGGGCAGGAUCUCACCAGGGGCCACUGAGAUCCUACAGCCUUAGAAGCCCCUGAUGCUGUUUUCUAUACUGUAAGUUUUCAGGUUAGAACUGCACUUUAACCCAUUCACUGCUGGUUUUCAGUUACUCCUGUUUAUUUCCAUUACUUUUCUAUGCUAUUCUGUCUUCCAAAUACACUGGAAUCAUGGUAGCACCCAACACAUUUUGUGCCUGAAUAUGAAAAUCAAAAUCACUGUCUUCAAGUAAGCAUUUACUAUUUAAACAGCAUCAUCUCUAAUUUUUGAAAAACCACCACAUAAUUACACAAGACAAACAUACCUCACAGGGAUGUUGUGAGGCUUUCAUGAGUAUUUGUAUGGCCUUCAGAAAAAUGAAGCCAUUCUGUAAGUGCUUAAUAGUAUUUUAAUAAAUAUUUGAAUAUUUUCCUCGAAAGUGAUUGGGUAUUUGAAGAUACUUUGGAGAGCACAUGGACACGGGAUGCAAAGAUAUAUGGCAAGAGCAGUGUUCAGGAUGGAUUGUUUGGGGUGUUUUUUAAUGCGUUAAAGAAUCUCUCACUGAGAAGGGAUGGGUUACAGUGCUUUUAGCUUGUCCCUCUUGAGCUACUCAGAAAUUGCUAGUUUAUUUCACACAGGCCAGAAGACUGAACUUUGUGGCAGCUGUUCUACUUCUGGCCCGCAGUCACUGUACAAAGUCUCUGCAGCCAUCAGCCACUGCUCAGGUAUAUUUUGCUGCUUCCAGCACUGCCAAGGGCCCACCUUCAAAUGCCAUUGCUGCAUGGCCUAGCAGCCACUCUCUGCCACUCCCAGAUGACAAGAAAUCCUCUAAUGCACCCUCUCAAGCCCAUGGGCAUCUUGAGACAGGUGAAGAUCUGUUCUAGCUGCUCUAUUGACAUAAAGUGAGCUCUUAUGAGAAAGCACGCGUCAGUACUUCCUACCCAACCCUAUCCCAUGCCAUAGCAAUACCUCAGCUAUGCUUUUAAUAUUGGGAUAGGAAUGACCAUUAAAGCCAGUAAAUGCCCUUUUCUGGAAUUCUGUGCAGUAGUGAUGUUCCGUCACUUCCUGCUCUUGGAGAACUCUGUUUUGUUUAUCCAUGGCACCCAGCCCUGGGACUGCAGUUAUGUGCUUGACAUACAUUACCACACUUGCUUAAGCACUUUCUAGAAAAGUUCAGACUAUUGUCACCCUCGUGGGAACAGGCAGCUUCUGAUAGUGUUCUGCCUCUAAUCCAAUGACACCUCCAACUUUUAAGACUCUUGCAGGCCCACUUCCUCAUUCAGAUGGAGAUAGCAGAAUUCUUGCAGCAGCAGGGCAACAUCUUACAUUUCUCAUGCAUUCAGAGUAGGAAAAAAGUUUGUGGGGGGCAGUUUGUUCAAGAUUUUGGAGACACUGUCACAGAAGUUCCCUGACUUCUAUUCUGUGGUGGUAGUUGGUGUAGCUCAAGUCUAGAGUGUCAGUACACACAUGGUUCUUUGCUGCCAGCAUGUUCCAGCAGAACUGUGGCAGGAUUCAGGAGACCCUGUAGUUUAGUUCAGUAAUUUCUUAAUGCUUCCUGAAUGUUCAGAUUAAAAAACAAAAACAAAAAAAAAACAAACAAACAAAAACCACCAAAAAAAAAAACAACCCAACAAGUUUAUGUUUCUAUUUUAGACUGUUGUUUUUCUUCUCUCUUCUGUGCUGUUCCAAACUAGGUAUGUGGAUAUGCAAAUGAAGCAAGCCUAGGCCCCGGUCUAUCGCUGUAGUGUCUGUCUCUUACCAAAGAAUAUUCCAGAUCAAAAUUUAUGUGUUAAUUGACUUAAUCAUGUUGUAUCUGCCACUGUUGAUGCCUGUAUUUUGAUUCAUAUGAAUAUAUACGUAUCUGGAGACUUGUA